This is a messenger RNA of Aspergillus terreus NIH2624, 1059 nucleotides long. RefSeq names its product putative fructosamine-3-kinase. The record is from RefSeq and is a predicted model, not a curated record. The transcript has 2 exons. NCBI's taxonomy places the organism in Eukaryota, Fungi, Ascomycota, Eurotiomycetes, Eurotiales, Aspergillaceae. Bases 1 to 1059 code for a protein of 352 amino acids.
AUGGCGCCCGUUCCUCCCGCCGUUCUGCGCGCCCUCGGCAUCCCAGACCCAUCCAAGGCCACCUUGUCGACCGCCGCCCUCGGGUCCGGCUUCACCAACACAGGCGCCAUCCGCGCGACCGUCCCCUCAGCCGACGGCCAACGCGAAGAAGAACGCCGCUUCUUCUUCAAAACCUCCGCCGACGGCGCCGCCGCCGAAGAGAUGUUCCGCGGCGAGUACGAGUCCCUCAACGCGAUCGCCAACUGCGUGCCGGGGUUCUGUCCGCGGGCGCUGGCCUGGGGCCCGCUCGACGACGCCCACGCCCCCAGCAACAACAACCAGUGCAGCCGGGGCUUUUUCCUAGCGACAGAGUACCUCGAUCUCGGCAGGGGCACCCGAUCCGGCGCGUCGCUAGCGCAACGGCUGGGAAAACUGCACAGCACGCCGGCGCCCGUCGACCCGGCCACCGGCCGUCAACGGUUCGGAUUCCCCGUCGCGACAUUCUGCGGCGACACGAAACAGCCAAACCGGUUCUGUGACUCGUGGGCAGACUUCUACGCCAACGAGCGGCUGCUGAUGAUUCUCGAGGCGUCGGAGCGCCGCAACGGGCGGGACGCGGGGCUGCGCGAGAUGGUGGAGCGCACGGCGCGGACGGUUGUGCCGGCGUUGCUGCGCGAUGGUCAUCUCGGGUAUGACCGCGAUGGGAGUGGCGAGGGCGUCACGCCGGUUGUGGUGCAUGGGGAUUUGUGGAGCGGCAAUGCGGACCGCGGACGGAUUGUUGGGAGCGGUCGCGGCGAGGACGAGGAGACGGGGGACGUCGUGUAUGAUCCGUCGGCGUGCUACGCGCAUAGUGAGUAUGAGCUGGGGAUUAUGAGGAUGUUUGGCGGGUUUGGGUCGACGUUCUUCUCGGCGUAUCAUGCGAUCGUGCCCAAGACGGAGCCGGUUGAGGAGUACGAUGAUCGGGUGCGGUUGUAUGAAUUAUACCACCAUCUCAACCAUCAUGCCAUUUUUGGCGCGGGAUAUCGAUCUGGCGCGGUCUCCAUCAUGCAGAAAUUGCUCAAGAAAUAUGGACAAGAAUGA